Molecule: messenger RNA, 3408 nt
Organism: Tympanuchus pallidicinctus (lesser prairie-chicken)
Lineage: Eukaryota; Metazoa; Chordata; Aves; Galliformes; Phasianidae
Gene: USP1
Product: ubiquitin specific peptidase 1
Exons: 9
Coding region: 157-2541 (794 amino acids)
Biological process (GO): regulation of DNA repair; protein deubiquitination
Cellular component (GO): cytosol; nucleus
Molecular function (GO): cysteine-type deubiquitinase activity; cysteine-type endopeptidase activity
Source: RefSeq, a predicted model, not a curated record
GUCCUAACGGCGCGGAAAACGCGCCAAGUUUCCCGUGGCGGAGCGAGCGGCGCCGGGCCGCCCCGUGCGGUCUCCAUAGCAACCGGCGGCGGCCCCCGGGCGGAGGCACCAUGUAGCGGUGGCCGCCCCACGCCGCCCGCCGCCGCCCGCCCGGAGAUGCCGGGGGUGCUCCCGAGCGACGGCAGCGCGCCGCCGCGGGGCAGCCCGUCCAGGAAGAACCGGCUAUCGCUGAAGCUUUUCCAGAAGAAAGAGGCGAAGAGAGCGCUGGAUUUCACCGAGCCGCCGGAGAAUGAGCCGAAGGGCGCGGAGCUCCGCGGCGCAGAGAUUGACCAGGUUGUUCCUGCAGCACAGCCUCCCUCACUUGUCAGCUGUGAGAAGAAGGACAACAUGUUGCCCUUUGUGGGCUUGAAUAAUCUUGGCAACACCUGUUACCUUAACAGCAUUCUUCAGGUAUUAUAUUUUUGUCCUGGUUUUAAAACGGGAGUCAAACAUUUAUAUAAUAUCAUUUCAAAGAAGAAAGAAUCGUUGAAGGAUGAAGGAGAGCUAAAAGCAGAAAAGGGAAAUUGUAAAGAAGAUCCCCUGGCAAGUUAUGAACUGAUCUGCAGUUUGCACUCGUUGAUUCUUUCUGUUGAACAGCUUCAAGCCAGCUUUCUUUUAAACCCAGAGAAAUACACUGAUGAACUUGCUACUCAGCCACGAAGGCUGCUGAACACCCUUAGAGAGCUCAACCCUAUGUACGAAGGCUACUUGCAGCACGAUGCCCAGGAAGUUCUGCAGUGCAUCCUUGGUAAUAUUCAAGAAACGUGUCAGCUACUGAAGAAGGAAGAACUGAAUAAACUGCCCUUGGAAGAGCCCAAAGCUAAAGUGGAGGAAAAAAUCAAUCAAAAUUCCGAGAGCAAUGGAACUGGCCACUCUGCCGAGGAGGAGGAGAACACAGCAAGUAGCCACGGGGGAGAGGUGGCUGAAGAUAAGCUGCCCAAAGGAAAUGGGAAGAGAAAAAGCGAUGCUGAAGGUGGCAACGCAAAGAAAAAGUCCAAAGUAUCGAAAGAACAAAUUGCAGCAGAAGAAAAUCAAAGACAAACCAGGUCAAAGAGGAAAGCAACGGGGGAAAAGCUAGAGAAUCAAACUGAUGCCACUGCCAAGUGUUCCACUGAGAACGAGAGCGCAAAGCCAACACAGAAGAAGUCACGACUUAAAUUAAACUGGUUAAAAUCCUCGUGCAAACAGCCAAGUAUUCUGUCCAAAUUUUAUAGUCUGGGGAAGUUAACUACAAAUUUGGGAUCCAAAGACCCGGUGAAAGAGUACGAUGACUGUGAGCUUGGAGAGUCGUCUGCCAAGUGUGAAAAUGGUAACGAUGUUAAAGAAGGUGGUCACGAACCAACAUCUCCUGUGGAAAGCCAUAGUGAAAAAGGAACUGAAAAAGAACCAAAAAAGGAAGGUACAGAGUUGGCUGUUUUUGAACUAGUGGAGAAAUUGUUCCAGGGCCAGUUAGUACUGAGAACACGAUGCUUGGAGUGCGAGUGCUUUACUGAGAGAAGAGAGGACUUUCAGGACAUCAGUGUUCCGGUGCAAGAAGAUGAACUUUCUAAAAGUGAAGAAAGUUCUGAAAUUUCUCCAGAGCCAAAAACAGAAAUGAAGACUCUGAAGUGGGCAAUUUCACAGUUUGCAUCCGUGGAAAGGAUUGUGGGAGAGGACAAAUACUUCUGCGAGAACUGCCAUCAUUACACAGAAGCAGAGCGCAGCCUUUUAUUUGAUAAAAUGCCUGAAGUUAUAACAAUUCAUUUGAAGUGCUUUGCUGCUAGUGGCUUAGAGUUUGACUGCUACGGUGGACUAUCGAAGAUAAACACUCCCUUACUGACGCCGCUCAAACUGUCGCUGGAAGAAUGGAGCACGAAGCCAACCAAUGACACCUAUGGCUUAUUUGCAGUGGUGAUGCACAGUGGCAUUACAAUUAGCAGCGGACACUACACAGCUUCUGUCAAAAUCACAGAUCUCAACAGCCUCGAGUUAGACAAGGGAAACUUCAUCACCGCCCAAACGUGCGAAACGAUUAAACCAGAGCCACUGAAUGAGGAGGAAGCAAGAACUGUUGCUGAAGACUACGACAACGGUGAAGUCUCUUUCAGAGUCAAUGGCAAUGCGCAGCCAGGUAAAGUUCUGAACAAAAAGAACAUGGAAGCUGUCGGACUUCUUGGGGGACAGAAGAGCAAGUCUGACUGUGACCUGUACAACAGACCAGCAAACAGCGAGAAGGUUCUCAAUGUAGUUACUGAGAACAGAAAUCCCGAGUCCGCCCCUGCUAACGGAAGUGUGGAGUGCAGCACUGAGCACGGCCAUCAGAACGGGGUUGCUUUCAGUGGACUGGAAAACAAAGCUUUGUAUGUCCUGCAGAGCCUGAAAGAGUACGAGGGGAAAUGGUUGCUUUUCGAUGAUUCUGAAGUGAAAGUUACAGAGGAAAAGGACUUCCUGAAUUCUCUUUCUCCCACGUCGGCGUCUACAUCAACUCCUUACCUACUGUUUUAUAAGAAAAUUGUAGAGUGAUACUGUAUUUUGACUGUAAAUAUUAAGGACUCGCAUACACCUGGUGUCUGGUUUGCAUCAGAACUACUUGGAAGAAACAGAUGUUUGUCUUUGAAGCUACUGGAUCCUACAUUUCUGCUCUUUGCAUUGUGUAAGUGGCUCAACUUGAAUUCAUAAACCGUGACGUAGAACUUAACUCACCUAGUAACUUUUAUGCUGGAGAAUAGUGAUAUUACCUUUUAGAAAUACCAGUUUGUAUAGCUCCUAAAGGAUGCCUACAAUACACAGUAGUGGGGUUUUAACACAGCUCUAGUUCUCAGACAUGCCUCUUGUAUUAUUAGCUUUUUUUUAAUAAAAGUUAUUUGUAUUCAUAUUCUGGACUAAAUGUAUAUUAACUAGCAAGUUUCAUCAGAAGUUGUGUAUUUUUGUAACUUGGGAAGUAAUACUUCAUAUAUAGUCCUUGAGUAAUCUAUGUGGUUUACUGACAAAAUGCUCCUUAGCCAAUUCUAAUACUGCUCUGUGCAUCUCCAAGCACAAGAAAAGAGUGUUCACGUUAAAAAAAGAGAACUGAACUUAACAGGAAUGUUUGAAUGGUCUAAUUUGCAUCUUGUUGCAUUGAUGUUAAAUGGGCAAAGUGUGUAAAUAGGUGUGAUUAAUAAUUCCAAACAGAGAGUGUGUAGUGUAAUUAAAAUACUUUUGUACUUCCUAAGAAGAAAGCCCUUUAAUAUGCAUAUCUGUUUGGGUGGAUUUGGAGUUUAGUGGUGAACAUAUAACAGUUAAUUUGUACUUAAAGCUCACUGGAAGGUGGGAAAAUGAAAACAUUUGGCUUGAUGCUUUGUUGAGAAUGUAUAUAUGAAAUAAAAGAAGAACAAUAUGGUAUGCAUUGGA